Messenger RNA from Lachancea nothofagi CBS 11611, 654 nucleotides. Lineage: Eukaryota; Fungi; Ascomycota; Saccharomycetes; Saccharomycetales; Saccharomycetaceae. The record is from the annotation of a GenBank genome assembly.
AUGAAAACUGGGUACCGAAAGUCGUCUUCGAAUAUACCUCUGAAAAGCUCCAUCCGUCACUUCCUUCAAAAAUGCCGUGUAGGACUUCACAAAAUUUCGAGAGAAGCGCUGGAUAGCGAUUCCGCUGAGGAAAGCAGCAACGUAAAUGGACUCUUCGAAGCUGACCCCAAGAGACAGGGAUUACGAGAGCGUGUGAGCGAAGAGAGAAAUAGCAGUACGUCAGUCACUCUUACAAGAGAAUUGCGCCUCACAGACGAGGAAGACGAUGAACUAGAGCCGGACUCUAUGGACAACAGCGAAAACGACCCAAGCGCCAAAGAGUUACAAACAUUUGCCACCUACGAUGCUGUACAAGAAUGCGCCAAGCUGCGAUCUAAGGUCGGUGAACCUUUUGCACAGGGCGAUCAAAUUUGGCAAAGAAGACGGGAGCUAUGGGUUAAACCAACAGAGGACGCACAGCCUAAGUUAGCAGAAAGGAAUCGCGAAAAGUUCAACGAGAUUGCUCCGCGCCACUAUGCACGCAUUUACCGGAAGCUGGUAGUAGAGAGCAUCGCUCUGAAACGGUCUCUGAACUUGCAAGAUGCUAUCAAAGUGAUUAACGCAGGUUGGGUGGAAACACAGAAAUGGGAGAGAGCUGCAAAUGGGCUGGCCUGA